This is a messenger RNA of Didymodactylos carnosus, 906 nucleotides long. The record is from the annotation of a GenBank genome assembly. NCBI's taxonomy places the organism in Eukaryota, Metazoa, Rotifera, Eurotatoria, Philodinida, Philodinidae.
AUGUUGAAUCAAUAUCUGCGAGAUUUGAAACAAGAUUUUUUGUGCAUUACACAAAAAGAUGAAGCGGUGCUAAAAGAAUUUCUAUCAUUGAUGUGUUUACUCGCCGAAGCAACAAGUCGAACGCAAUCCCAAAACGGUCCGUCGAUUAGCAUGGCUGCACCGAGUAUCAUUGUCAUUUAUUUUGAUUUGAAAAACGAAUUAAAAAAUUGUGUUUACACGUCGUCAUUGUGCAAACGACUGAUUCAGUCAUUGAUUGAACGAUUCGGUGGCAUGCUUGAAUAUUUUGACAUACAAUUGCCGACCAAUCUUAAGAAGAAGGAAAUGUCGGAUUUGUACAAAGACAAAAUUUUUCUUCUAACGCCAUUCCUCGACGCGAACUUUAAACUGAAUUGGAUAUCAUCGUCAAUAUUGUCGGACGCCGUGAAAACUCGUCUAUGUGAAAACAUUAAAAAAAUGAUUUGUGAACUCGCCGUUCAAUUGCACCAAGAACACAAUCCGUCGACAACAAAUGAAAAAGGCGGUGGUGACAAAAUAGACAUUGGUGGCGAGAAAAACAUCGAUGAUGCUGACAACAUUUUCAAGCACAAAAGAAAAAGUUUAUUUUCUUAUUGUUCGUUAAAUGAAAAAAAGAAGUCGAAACUAGUCGAUGCGCGUCUACAAGUCGAAGCCGAAAUAUUUCAAUAUUUACAAGACGACAGCAAGGGACAUAUCCUCGAUCAACGAUCAUCGUACCCAUUGCUCUACGAACUAGCAAUUAAAUUGCUGAGCGUUCCAGCCACAUCUGCGCCGGUGGAGCGGGUGUUCAGUCACAGUGGAUUUUUAAUGAGAACACAAAGGGCCUCUCUAACAAAAACAAUGUUGUCAAAACUGACAUUUUUCAAAUGUAACUUUCAUUUGUUACUUUGA